AUGGCUCGAAUAGGGCUUCGAGGCAGACGAGCACCUGUGUAUGGCGGUAGUGUAGCUAAAAUGAGGGGAGACAAGAAGGUGAUCAUGUGCUCACCUAUCUUGUUGGACACCUCUCAAUCCGCGAAGCAUGCGUCCGGGGAGACAGUUGCCAGAGUAAAGGAAGCUUCGAAAGGAUUGGUGGACUUAGACAAACUUUGGAAUAGUACUCAGCGCUACGAACCGAUCUUCGUCCUGCGACAGCUUGAAGACUUUCCGUCGACCAGAAUAGACCUUGCGAUCGAUGACUCAAUAAUGGAUGCAGGUUCUGUUCAUGUGAGGCUGUGA
Molecule: messenger RNA, 324 nt
Organism: Melampsora larici-populina 98AG31
Lineage: Eukaryota; Fungi; Basidiomycota; Pucciniomycetes; Pucciniales; Melampsoraceae
Exons: 3
Coding region: 1-324 (107 amino acids)
Source: RefSeq, a predicted model, not a curated record